AUGUUGAUUAAAUUUAUUUUUAUUUUUAUUAUCUAUUCUUCAAUUCAAAUUGUAUAUAGUUCUAAUCUUUUUUCACAUGAAUUCAAUAUAAAAAAUGGUGGUCAUGCUUUAUAUGCUCUUCAACAACUUUUAAAUUUUUUUGAAUCUGAUGCAAAUAAUCUUAAUCUUGAUGGUUUAUAUGGUUUACGUAUAGCACAAGGACAAUUAAAUGUUCUUCAUCAAAAUUUAAUAUUAUCAAUUAAUAAAAAAAAUUCUUUAACUGAUAAAAAUAAUAUUAUUCAUUCAUUAUCAAUACAAAUUGAACGUAUAGCAAAUAUAAGUUUAAAUAGAAUAGCAUAUGAAGAAAAAUCAUAUUUACAUCAAUUUUAUCUUAUUGUCUAUCAUCCAUUUGUAAUUGAUUAUCAAUCAAGAAAAAUUAAUAAACAUUUAAUUGAACAUGGUAAACGAAAUUCAAAUUUUCAUGAAGAAGAAUCUGAUAAAUGUUUUGCUGAAUUACUUGGUACAAGUGAUCGUUUAAAUUCAACAAAAUGUUUUAUUAGUGAAUCAUGUUGGAAUAUGAUGACAUCUCCAAUGAGUCAAAAUUAUCGUUUAACACAUCAAUUAUUAUGGUUUUUAAUUGCAAAAAAUAUUGAUUGUAUACAUGAUGAUAUAGCAAAUAAAAAUUUAAAUCAUUUUGAAGAUUAUUUUUGUGCAAAUAUAUAUGAAGAUGCUAGAAUGAAUUUAUUUCAUAAUAUUAAUCAAGAUUUAUUUCUUGAACAAUUAUUACUUUGUUCAAUAAUUGGUUAUGAAGAAUUUUUACGUUUUGAUUGGUUUAAUAUUAUAUUAACAUGGCAACAUCCAGAUUAUGGUUGUUUUAGUGAUAAAUCAGAAACAAUUCGAUUUCAUCGUAAAACACGACGACAUUUAUUACUUGAACAAGAAAUGAAUAAUGGUUGUUUAUCACAUAAAAGUGGUUUAGCAGCAGGAUUAUUAGCUACUUAUUCGCGAGUUUUUCUGCAAUAA
This is a messenger RNA of Rotaria sordida, 1002 nucleotides long. The record is from the annotation of a GenBank genome assembly. NCBI's taxonomy places the organism in Eukaryota, Metazoa, Rotifera, Eurotatoria, Philodinida, Philodinidae.